GAUUUUUUGCUGCUACCCUAUAUGAAAAGGCGAAACAGAACGGAGUGUGCAGGUAAAUAAUGACCACCGCAGUUUGCCUUCAACAAUCGAUAAGGAAGCUCAUUGCUUUGAAUCUCUGCCGGAAUAAUCAACGUGUUUUUGUAGAAUACAAAACGAGGAUAACUAUUAAAACAUGAAUUCAGCUGAAUGGUUCAGUGAAAUAUCGGAGGAGCUUUGGCCGAAUCAAUGUUUCUCCUUGAAAGUGAAAAAUGUUCUUCACGAAGAACGCUCAAAAUUCCAGGAUAUUAAAGUACUUGAAACUUACUCGCAUGGAACUGUCUUGGUUCUGGACGGCAUCAUCCAAUGUACAGAGCGAGAUGAGUUUGCCUACCAGGAAAUGAUUUCAUUUCUCCCUCUGUGCUGUCAUCCUAAUCCCAAGAAAGUUCUUAUCGUCGGUGGUGGAGAUGGUGGUGUAGCCCGAGAAGUGGUUAAACAUCCCCUGGUGGAAGAGGUGCACCAAGUGGAAAUCGACGACCGCGUGAUUGAACUCUCCAAAAAGUAUCUUCCCUUUAUGGCAUGCGGUUUUGAUUCGCCCAAGCUUAAACUUACAAUCGGCGAUGGUUUCGAGUACAUGAAGCAAAGAGAAGGAGAAUUUGAUGUCAUCAUCACCGACAGUAGUGAUCCGAUUGGGCCGGCCGAGACGUUGUUUCAGGAAUCGUACUUUAUGUUAGCAAAGAAAGCACUGCGACCAAAUGGAAUAAUUUGCUCGCAAGGUGGAUCCUUCUGGAUUGAUACUGAGCACAUCAAAAAUACGCUGAACCACUGCAGGAAACAUUUCGCUGUUGUAGGGUACGGAAUGGCAUCCGUACCAUCUUAUCCAACUGGUAAUAUAGGGUUCUUCAUCGCAAGUUUGAAUGAGAAUACAAAACUGAACGAGCCAACAAAGACCUUCACCGAUGAAGAAAUUGACAACAUGAAAAUGCGCUACUAUACUUCUAAUAUCCAUCGAGCUGCAUUUACGCUGCCUAGAUAUGCCGCUAAACACCUCUACUGACCUGCGCGCUAGCUUAGCUGGCUAAAAACUAUUGUACAAUUCAAUUGUACCUUUGAUUUUUUGAAACUUUAUAUUUUGCUCAUGGUGUACAUUUUAUAUACAAUUUUAAUAUACACAAAUAUUAACAAAUAAAA
Molecule: messenger RNA, 1167 nt
Organism: Armigeres subalbatus
Lineage: Eukaryota; Metazoa; Arthropoda; Insecta; Diptera; Culicidae
Gene: SpdS
Product: spermidine synthase
Exons: 4
Coding region: 173-1033 (286 amino acids)
Biological process (GO): polyamine metabolic process
Molecular function (GO): catalytic activity
Source: RefSeq, a predicted model, not a curated record